ACCUUAAGCGUGCAUUAUUUUCCAUUUACCAACUACCAUGCCCACUCUUUUGAAGACUAUGUCCGUAGCAUUCAGAAAACUAGAAACCACUGUAAAUCAAGGUCGGGAAAUAGAAGUGAAACCUUUUAUUGAAGCAUGCUCUACCAUUAAUUCUCUCACGAGCCACUUACACUCAGGUCCUAUAUCCGUAGUGGGCGACUUAAAUGAGGAAGUUAGUGCUAUAAAAAAUGCGUCAACAACGUAUUCUACAUUGAAUUCAAUGCUGGAGGCAGGUAUUGAACGGGACAACGUCCUCAAUUUGAGGAGAGUAAUUGAGGUUGUGGAAAACUUGUUUCAGGAUAUUUUAGAUACAGAUUUUGAUGAUGAGGAUGAUAAUUCAUUGGUUGAUCAAGGAUACCGCGCUUACUCGAUGGUUUUUGGUCAACAUCUUGGAGAUUCAUUUCGCACUAACAUAGCAAAGUUCGUACACUUAAUUCCCAGCAAGGGAGUUCCUCAAAGGAUUACAGGAAAAUGAGACAUCAUGCGCAGCUAAUAUGAGAGCCAUUGUUGACGCAGCACCACGUAUCACUGCAUAUAUUGACGGGCUCAUGUAGACUGGUGAAACUCGGAAGUAUAUCAACGACCUCUUGAAACCAUGAAAACAUAUCAAUGCUGUGUGUAUUCUGUUCGUUAUUGAUUGUCACUGUUUUUUAGUUUGUGCAUUAAUUGCUUCUUGCGUGUAGACAAUCUUAAUGCGUUUCCUUUUCUUUUCUGUACUAUGUUUGUUUUUGUUGAAUAAUAACACCAUGAACUAUCGUUUGUUA
Messenger RNA from Papaver somniferum (opium poppy), 803 nucleotides. RefSeq lists its product as uncharacterized. NCBI's taxonomy places the organism in Eukaryota, Viridiplantae, Streptophyta, Magnoliopsida, Ranunculales, Papaveraceae. Gene Ontology annotation, cellular component: membrane; cytosol; cytoplasm. The transcript has 4 exons. The coding region runs from base 38 to 514 and encodes 158 amino acids. The record is from RefSeq and is a predicted model, not a curated record. Gene Ontology annotation, biological process: intermembrane lipid transfer; ceramide transport. Gene Ontology annotation, molecular function: ceramide 1-phosphate binding; ceramide 1-phosphate transfer activity.